Molecule: messenger RNA, 6549 nt
Organism: Trichomycterus rosablanca
Lineage: Eukaryota; Metazoa; Chordata; Actinopteri; Siluriformes; Trichomycteridae
Gene: stag2a
Product: STAG2 cohesin complex component a
Exons: 34
Coding region: 1117-5013 (1298 amino acids)
Biological process (GO): sister chromatid cohesion
Cellular component (GO): nucleus; cohesin complex; chromatin
Molecular function (GO): chromatin binding
Source: RefSeq, a predicted model, not a curated record
AUAGUGUUUUUGCUAACCAUGCUAAUAGUUUGUGACUGUAAAUAAUUGUUGUUUAUUUUUAUAACUGUAUUAAUAUAAUAAUUUACUGUAGGUUAUGAUAUAAAUAUUAAGUAAUACAGAAGCAUUAUAUAUCAAUGAGUAUAUCGCAAGAAAGAUUCAGUGUUUACGGAACUGACUGAAGUGAAACAGGUCACAGUUUAUUAAUUUAUUAAAUAAAUGUUAUAAUUCAGUCCAGUUUUACACAUUAUAAACUGUUCUGUCAGGUUUAAAUGAGCUGGAUUAUUUAAUCAGAUUAUCCAGAAUGAUAUACCACACAGCAAACCUUCAGAAUUUAGCAGUUUAGCAGCAUGUAACAGUGUUCCGUACAUUUAUUUAUUAUUAUUAUUUAGUUUUGUGAGAUUGUGAUAAUAAACGUUUACAGAAUAAAAUUCCUUGACUUGUUUACUCUAAUAUUCCCUCUAAUAAUCCCACACCCCCGAUUACUCCCCAACUCAUACCAGUAGGUGGACUGGCUAGUCCUUAUUUACAUCGUGUGAAUGCUUGAGUGUAGUAGUGAUGCACACACACACACACACACACACACACACAGAUUUGUGCAUUACUGUAUUAGCAGAUCUUAUUGAAGGUGCCACAACUUUUGCAUGUACAUUUUAUAUCACAUUGUUUUUGCUAAAGUCUAACAUUUAGUCCAGGGUGUUUUGUUUACGCUGGGUUUUGUUUACGCUGGGUUUUGUCUACCUUGAAAUGUGUGAUGUUCUGUAGAUAAAACAGUAAUAUAGUCCGUUGUGUGUAUGUGUGUGUAUUUUUUGGGGUUGGUGAAUGUUAGUGGUUGAUUAAAGUUGGGAGUGGAACAUGGGCAGUUGAAUGAUAGCAGUUGAACAUUGUGAGCUGGUGAAUGUUAGAGUUGAUGAAUCCUUUUUUCCACACUGUAGAAGGCGGCUGUGAGCCGGGCGUUCUGUUUAACUUCAGCUGUUUACAGUGAAGAGUUCUAAAUAUCUGAGAGGAACGUCACAUCCAAAUAAAAAUCUGAGUUGUGUACGUGCGGUUCCUCUCCGGCGCUCCUCGUACAGCAGAGACCUUCCAUCCUACGCAGAGGGAGCAGAAGAUGCUGAAGAAAUGAUAGCAGCUCAGGAACUACAGUCUGAUUGCUACUAUCCCCAUGAGGUGGACACUCAGUUCUCCUCAGAUACAGAUUUGGAGGAUCCUGAGGGACGCAUCAAACCCAGCAAAGGAAAGAAGGGUAAAAAAGCAGCGGGUGUGCGAGCACCAGGCCGAGUGAACGGCCACCAUCAGGAGAAUGGAACAGAGAACCUUAGUCUGUUCGACAUCAUCCGACUGGGCAAGAGUGCCACACAGUCGGUGGUGGACGAUUGGAUUGAAGCCUAUAAGAAUGACCGAGACACAUCUCUCCUGGAGCUCAUUAACUUCUUCAUACACUGCGCUGGCUGUAAAGGUGCUGUGAGUUCAGAGAUGUUCCGACACAUGCAGAACUCGGAGAUCAUUCGGAAGAUGACUGAGGAAUUUGAUGAGGACAGCGGUGAUUACCCCCUGACCAUGGCUGGCCCGGUGUGGAAGAGGUUCCGCUGGGGAUUCUGUGAGUUUAUCUCGGUGUUGGUGCGCCAGUGUCAGUACAGCAUCAUCUACGACGAGUGCAUGAUGGAUACGGUCAUCUCGCUGCUCACCGGCUUGUCCGACUCACAGGUCCGCGCCUUCAGACACACCAGCACCCUCGCAGCAAUGAAGCUGAUGACAGCGCUGGUGAAUGUGGCUCUGAAUCUGAGCAUUAACAUGGAUAACACACAGAGGCAGUACGAAACCGAACGCAACAAGAGUAUCGGCAAGAGAGCCAACGAUCGUCUAGAACUACUGCUGCAGAAACGCAAAGAGCUCCAGGAGAACCAGGAUGAGAUUGAGCACAUGAUGAAUGCCAUAUUUAAGGGCGUGUUCAUCCAUCGAUACAGAGAUGCCAUAGCAGAGAUCAGAGCGAUCUGUAUCGAGGAGAUCGGCGUGUGGAUGAAGAUGUACAGUGAUGCGUUUCUGAAUGACAGUUACCUGAAGUAUGUGGGCUGGACCAUGCACGAUAAACAGGGGGAGGUGAGGUUAAAGUGUCUGACAGCAUUACAGGGUCUCUAUUAUAACCGAGAGCUGAACGCCAGACUGGAACUCUUCACCAGCCGCUUCAAGGAUCGGAUCGUGUCCAUGGCUCUGGAUAAGGAGUACGACGUCGCUGUUCAGGCCAUCAAACUGCUCACGCUCGUCCUGCAGAGCAGUGAGGAGGUGCUGACAGCAGAAGACUGUGAGAGUAUCUAUCACCUGGUUUACUCUGCACAUCGUCCCAUCGCCAUCGCAGCAGGAGAGUUUCUCUAUAAAAAGCUGUUCAGUCAGAGAGGUCCUGAGGAGGAAGGUCUGCCCAGGAGAGGCCGACAGUGUCUGAACUCAAACCUCAUCAAAACCACCGUCUUCUUCUUCCAGGAGAGUGAGCUGCAUGAGCAUGGAGCGUACCUGGUGGACAGUCUGUGGGAAUGUGCCUCAGAUCUGCUGAAGGACUGGGAGAGUAUGAUCAGCCUCCUGCUGGACGAACCCUUUCCUGGAGAGGAAGCUCUAACAGACAAACAGGAGACGGCUCUGAUCGAGAUCAUGCUGUGUGCUGUCAGACAGGGAUGUGAGUGUCACCCACCCAUCGGGCGUGGCACUGGGAAGAGGGUGUUGACGGCAAAAGAAAAAAAAACCCAGAUGGAUGAUCGGACCAGGAUCACUGAGAUCUUUGCUGUUGCUCUGCCGCUCCUGCUGGCUAAAUACUGCGUGGAUUCUGAGAAGGUAACGAACCUGCUGCAGUUACCGCAGUACUUUGACCUGGAGAUCUACACCACUGGUAGAUUGGAGAAGCACUUGGAUGCUCUGCUGCGUCAGAUCCGUGACGUGGUGGAGAAGCACACGGACACAGGCGUGCUGGAGGUGUGUUCUGUGACCUUCCAUCAUCUGUGUAAUGAAGAGUUCACCACCUAUAACCGAGUGGACAUCAUGCUGAGCCAGCUGAUGGACGAGCAGAUCGACAAGUUCAACCGGCUGCUCGACGACUUCCUGCUGGAGGGGGAGGAGCCUGAUGAAGACGACACGUUUCAGGUUUUAUCUACACUGAAGAGAAUCACCGCCUUCCACAAUGCCCAUGACCUCACUAAGUGGGAUCUGUUCACCUGCAAUUACAAACUGCUGAACACAGGACUGCAGAACGGGGACAUGCCCGAACAGAUAGUGAUUCACGCUCUCCAGUGCACACAUUACAUUAUCCUGUGGAACCUCGCUAAAGUGUCAGAGGGGAGCUCAUCAAAGGCUGAUAUGACUCUGGUGAGGAAGCAGUCCAGAGCGUUCUGUUUGAUGUGUCAGAGAUACCUGAGCAGCAUCAGUACAGCCGUGAAGGAGCAGGCCUUCACCAUCUUGUGCGAUGCUUUGAUGAUCUUCAGCCAUCAGAUUGUAUCAUCAGGUCGCGACGCUCUGGAGCCGCUGGUGUUCAGUCCGGACUCGUCUCUCCAGAGCGACCUGCUCAACUUCAUCCUGGACCACGUGUUCAUCGAUCAGGAUGAUGAUGGUAGCACCGACGGACAGCAGGACGAUGAAGCCAGUAAGAUUGAGGCUCUUCAUAAGCGCAGGAACCUGCUGGCGGCGUACUGUAAACUCAUCAUCUAUAACGUGGUGGAGAUGAGCACCGGUGCUGACAUCUUCAAACAGUACAUGAGAUACUAUAAUGAUUAUGGUGAUAUUAUAAAGGAGACGAUGAGUAAAACACGACAGAUCGAUAAGAUCCAGUGUGCAAAAACCCUGCUCCUCAGCCUGCAGCAGCUGUUUAACGAGAUGCUGAGUGAGCUGGGUUAUAACAUCGAUCGUUCCUCGGCGAUGUUCUGUGGGAUUAAAGAACUCGCUCGCAGGUUCUCACUGACGUUCGGCCUGGACCAGCUGAAGACCAGAGAGGCCAUCGCCAUGCUGCACAAGGAUGGUAUAGAGUUUGCGUUUAAGGAGCCGAGUCCUCAGGGUGAAGGAUACCCCCCUCUUAACCUGGCCUUCCUGGACAUCCUGAGUGAGUUCUCCUCCAAACUACUGCGCCAGGACAGGAAGACAGUACACCUGUACCUGGAGCGCUUCAUGACGUUUCAGAUGUCUCUACAGCGGGAGGAGUGCUGGCUCCCUCUCAUCUCCUACAGGAACUCUCUGCAGACUGGCAUGGACGAUGAUGCCAUGUCUGUGGUCAGCGGCAUGAGCAGUCGAGGCUCCGGCCGCAGCAGGAAGCCCAAAGCAAGCCCCGCACCAGCCAAGAGGAAACUGCCCGAGGAGGAGAGCAGCUGCAGCAGUACUGACGCCAGCGCCUGGAUGCCUCGUGAACAGCAACACCAACACACUCCAAUGAUGAUGUCACCGCACCCAGUGAUGUCACCGCACCCAGUGAUGUCACCGCACCCAGUCAUGUCGCCGCACCCCAUCAUGUCGCCGCACCCCAUCAUGUCGCCGCACCCCAUCAUGUCGCCGCACCCCGUCAUGUCACCUCAUCCAGUGAUGAUGGCGUCGCCCCACAUGACCUCCACCGUGCUGCGAGACGCCAAGAAGCUCCGUUCAGAGGAGGGAUACGUGGGCGUGUACACCAUGAGCAACCAAUCACAACACGCCACGUUACAGCAGCCACACCCACAGAUCGACUACAAUACCCAGGUAGCGUGGAUGCUGGCACAGCGGCAGCAGCAGGAGAGAGCGCACAUCCAGAACGCCAAAAUGAGGAAUCACCUGCAGCACGCCAUGAGGAGAAACGCAGGUCUGAUGGAGGACGACGAGCAGCCAAUCGUUGAAGACGUAAUGAUGUCGUCCGAGCAGAGGUUAGAGGACCUGAACGAGGGAAUGGACUUCGACACCAUGGACAUUGACCUGCCACCGUCCAAAAACCGGCGAGAGAGAACCGAGCUGAAGGCCGAUUACUUCGACCCUGCCUCCAUCAUGGACGACUCGGUUCUGAACGUCUCCAUGUUCUAACCCGGUCCGUGUGGGGGAACGCAUUAGACUCGCUUCCUCUCAUGCUUCCUCUUCCUGUUCUCCGGCGAGGCUGCACUUCCUGUUCGAAGCCUUUGUGCCAGUGCCAGCGUGUGGGCGGAGCUCUGGGAGCGGAGCGGUGUGAUUGGUCGUUCUCUGUUUAGAUUGGGGUUUUGUUUUGAUAAUUUAUAGAGAAGCUUUUCGAUGUUUGGAUGAUUUUAUAACGACAAUCAGGUGUAAAUCAGACGUUUAUAAAAGUGUGAGUAUUUAAAUCUUUCUAACUUCCUGUCUCACAUUAUUACACUUCCAGCACCGGGAGCUGAUUGGCUCUCAUGUGGUUCCUUUAGUGCUGAUUGGGUCUUAUUAGAGUUGCAUUAUUAUAUUAGUCUCACUUUUACCCGGUGGAAGGUCAGAGACGUUCUUCAGCUUCACGCUGGAGCUACACGGCUAUUCAUGCUAAACCCAGAGCUACCAGUUUAGCUUUGUUUAAGCUACAUGAUCUGAGGAUCUGAGCCAUGUUCUCCCCAUGUCAGCUAUUCUGAGUUCCUCACACCUCCCAGAGACCUACAGUAGGUGGAUUGGUCGACCUAAAAGUCGCCCCUUGUUGUAAGUGAAGCUUUGUGAUGCGUCUUUGCUCUGGUCCCACUGUGACCCUGGACGAGAACGAGUGUUGUUGAUGUGAAACACGUAUUGAUUGAUGGAUAUUCAGUGUAAAAGAGCUUUAGAUCUUCUGAUCUUAUCAUGUGGACCGUGAACUUCUUCACCCGAGGAUUGCAGGAGGAUUUGGAUCAGAACUUCUCAGAACACUCCAUCUUACAGAACGUCUCCGGGUAGACGUGCGCUCGUCACGCGCUGGGUUAGGCUGGUAGCUCCAAGACAGAAGAAUGAAGCAGGUCUGAGUGCGCUGGAGGCAUCAGAAGAGCUUCGUUUCACCACAAACUUACUUACAUUUCAUGACUGAACUUCAGACCAGAUGUGAUCACACUGAACUUUUCUAAUAUAUUCUUAUAUAUCUUUAAAUAUAGAAAUUCUAUUGAAUUCUACACGGUCUGAACCGGAGCUGGUGCUGAUUUCUCUCCUCCAGUUUCUCCAGUGUAAACGUUCAGCAGGAGAAGAAAAAUGAUCAAUUAACAUUCUUUAAUCUUCACGCUCAUUUAACUUUAGUUUCACUUUGUUUCGUUUGUUUGUUUGUUUGUUUGUUGGGGGGUGAAAUCAUGUUGGGGUGUGCUGUUCCCACGGUGACGGUAACUUAGCAUUAGAGUGUAAUCAAGGUGAUGGUUGCCAGGGAGACGGGAGAAAAUGCAUAUUUAUGAGUUUGUUUUUAAUUGGUCACAGCUGAGUUUAGACUCCGCCCCCUUUAUCCAUGUGUAGAACUGCUGAGUGUGUGUGUGUGUGUGUGUGUAAUAUUGGACUGUAUAUAAAUCCAAGUGUUUUUUAUUAUAUUUACAGAAAGAAAAAUGUCCACUGUUGUAUUUCCUGUUUGUAUUUAUGUCUAGAGAAAAACCUUUUGGAACAAAAUAAACCCGGCUGUGAUUUUAA